AUGAGAAAUGUAAAAGGUGGAGUUUGGAAAAAUACAGAAGAUGAAAUUUUAAAAGUUGCAAUUAUGAAAUAUGGUUUAAAUCAGUGGGCUAGAAUUUCAUCAUUAUUAACUCGUAAAUCACCAGCACAAUGUAAAGCAAGAUGGCAUGAAUGGUUAGAUCCAAGUAUUAAAAAAACUGAAUGGAGUAAAGAAGAGGAAGAGAAACUUUUACAUUUAGCUAAAAUAUUUCCAAGUCAAUGGAAAACAAUUGCACCAUUAGUUGGUAGAACUGCAUCCCAAUGUUUAGAACGUUAUAAUAGAUUAUUAGAUGAAGUUCAAAGACAGCAGGAUAAUGAAAAUGGUGGUGGUAGUGGUGGUGGUGGAACCACUACUACUACAACUACUACAACAGGCGAAAAUGAUCCACGUCGUUUAAGAAUGGGUGAUAUUGACCCAACACCAGAAACUAAACCAGCAAAACCCGAUCCAAUUGAUAUGGAUGAAGAUGAAAAAGAAACAUUAUCAGAAGCAAAAGCACGUCUUUCAAAUACUCAAGGUAAAAAAGAGAAAAGAAAAUUUAGAGAGAAACAAUUAGAAGAAGCAAGAAGAUUAGCAUUUUUACAAAAGAAGAGAGAAUUAAAAGCUGCUGGUAUAAAUUAUAAUCCAAAGAAAAAAGGUAAAGAAAAAAGUUGGGAUAUUAGUAAAGAGAUACCAUUUUAUUUAAAACCAAAGGCAGGAUUUUAUGAUGUACCAGAUGAAGAGUUACGUGAUGAACCAAAUAAGGAUGCAUCAUUUAUUGGAAAGAGAGUUGAUCAAAUUGAAAAUCCAAACUAUUUACAAAGACAAGAGAAAUUGAAUAAAUUGGAAGAUAUUAAAAAGAGUAAAAAAGAAAUCUUUAAUUUACCACAAUUGAUUUCAGAGACUUCAAAAUCAAAUGAUGUAGAGCAUUCAAUUAAAAGAACGAAAUUACAAUUACCUGAACCACAAUUAACUGAUGAUGAUAUCCAAGAGAUUUCAGAUUAUGAGAAAUUAAAUGGUAGUGGUAGUGGUGGUGGUAGUGGUGGUGUUGGUGUUGGUGAAUUCCCAUUACCUGCACCAAGAACUGCUUCAAUUUCUUCAACUGCUGCAAACAACAAUACAAAUAAUAUUAGAACACCAAUGAAACAAGAUACAAUUAUGAGUGAAGCUCAAAAUCUAUUAGCAUUAUCAAAUGCACAAACACCAUUAAAGGGUGGUGCUGGUCCAAAUGUUUCACAAACACCAUUACCAAAGAGUGUAAAUAAUUCCACACCAUUUAGAACACCAAAUCCAUUAGCAAAUCAAACACCAACACAACAUAAUAAGAAACAAAGUUUAAAUGAUAGUAAUGAAUUUGCAAUUGAAGAUAAAUUUAAGAGACAACAAGGAAAGAAUCAAUUAUUAUCAAAUUUAAAGAACUUGCCAUCACCAACCAUUGAAUAUAAAUUAGAAUUACCAUCGGAACUACCAACCAUUGAGGAUGAUACUACAUUGGAAUUGGAUAAUUCAGAAAUUCACAUUAGAGAACAACAACAACUUAAACAUAAGGAACAAUUUAAAUUAAGAAAUAGAUCAACUGUAUUAAAAAGAAAUUUACCAAGAUCAAGAAACUUAUUCCCAAUUAAUAAAAAUAAUAACAAUAACAAUAACAAUAAUAUUAAUCAAGAUGAAUUAAGAAUAUUAAAAGAAAUUAAUAGAAUUAUCUCUCAUGAUAAUAAAACUUUCCCAAAUGAUUCAAUUACACCAUCAUCAACAUUUGAUGAUGAUGAUGAUGAUGAUAAUCAUCAUCAUCACCAUGAUGACAUUGACAAUAACAGCAUUAAUGAUAAUGAUGAAAAAUAUGAGAAUUAUGAUUAUUUUACAAAUACCGAAUUGGAAUUUGCUGAUAAAUUAAUUCGAGAUGAAAUCGAACAAAUCAAACAAGAAUUAAAACAACCAUUACCAAGUAGUAAUGAGAUUUUAGAAGAAAUUGAUCAAAUUAGAUCACAAUUUAUUUAUUUACCAAAAGAAAAUCAAUUCAUUGAAAAAUCAAAUGCAAAUCAAACUCAAUUAAUUGAAAAUUUACAAUUCGAAUAUGAUAAAACAUUAAAUAAAAUUAAAAAUUCAUCAAUGAAAUCUGUAAAUUUAGAAAAGAAAUUAAAUAUUUACAAUGGUGGCUAUCAAAAUAGAUCAAAUACAAUCAUUAAAAAUAUUGACGAUAUGUUUGACCAAUUGGAGCAAUCAGAGAUUGAAUAUCAAUGUUUUGUGGCUUUAAAAAAUAAUGAAUCCAUUCAAAUGGAGAAACGUUUAAAAUCAAUUGAAAAUCAAGUUUAUGAUCAAUGUGAAAUAGAAAGUAGACUCCAACAAAAAUAUGCUCAACUUUUAAAUGAAAAAAAUUUAUUAAAAAAGAAAUUAUCGAUAUUUUAA
Dictyostelium discoideum AX4 is the source of this 2403-nucleotide messenger RNA. It is a transcript of the gene cdc5l, whose product is annotated as myb domain-containing protein. NCBI's taxonomy places the organism in Eukaryota, Evosea, Eumycetozoa, Dictyosteliales, Dictyosteliaceae. Gene Ontology annotation, cellular component: nucleus; Prp19 complex; cytoplasm. The record is from RefSeq and is a predicted model, not a curated record. Gene Ontology annotation, biological process: mRNA splicing, via spliceosome. The transcript is spliced from 3 exons. Bases 1 to 2403 code for a protein of 800 amino acids.